AUGGCCCCCCAUAUCACUGUUGUCCCCGCCUCGACCAGAGUCGGCACAGAGACAAUUCGGUGGCUUCUAGCCUCCUCAGAGAAGCCUUUAGUUCGCGGCAUCUACCGUGACACCUCAAAAGCUCCUGCUGAGUACACCGAAACCCAUAAUUUCGAGGCCGUCAAAGGAGAUGUUGAGAGUGGAGAUGUUCUUGACUUCACCGGCUCUGACGCGGUCUUGUAUGUGCCACCACCGACAUAUGAAAAAAAAAUAGCCCUGGCCGAUUGGGCGCGACAGACAGCUACUAAUGUCAAGGAUGCAUUGCACCGCGCAAGCGUCAAGAGACUUGUCAUCUUGUCCGGUCUAGGAUCUCAACAUGAUCGUGGUGUUGGCCUCGCAUGCCUCAACCAUGAGACGGAUCAAAUACUCAAAGACGCUGUACCUGAUGUCACCAUUCUUCAGAGUACCCAUUUCCUGGAAGAGUUCAAGUAUAUCUUCCAAGCGCCAUUAGGGGACCCUCCAAGCAUCGCCUCUUGGAUUGCCCCAGCAGAUUAUAAAAUUCCAAUGGUCAGUAUCAUGGAUAUUGGCGAAGCAUGCGCCAAGUAUCUACUUACAGACUCUGGAAAUCCCAGCUUGCAGCGUCUCAAGAUAUUCGGCCCUCGUCCGUACAGCUCAAACGAUCUGAAGGAUGCCUUUAAGGAGGUGACCGGGAAAAAGGCUGAUCUUGUACUUGCCCAAGGCGACGACUUAAAAGCUUUACUUAGGCAACUUUUCCCAGAGCACUGCAUUCCGGACUUUAUGGAGAUUAUAGAAGCAUCUUUACCUGGCGGACUAAUUGCAGAGGAAUAUGGCUAUGAUGAGAAGACUAUAAUAGGGAAGGUUGAGUUGAUUGAUUCUCUUUACGAGCUAAAUAAGUAUAACGGCUAG
This is a messenger RNA of Fusarium odoratissimum NRRL 54006, 906 nucleotides long. RefSeq lists its product as uncharacterized. The coding region runs from base 1 to 906 and encodes 301 amino acids. The record is from RefSeq and is a predicted model, not a curated record. The transcript has 2 exons. NCBI's taxonomy places the organism in Eukaryota, Fungi, Ascomycota, Sordariomycetes, Hypocreales, Nectriaceae.